Ylistrum balloti is the source of this 1020-nucleotide messenger RNA. RefSeq names its product inositol 2-dehydrogenase-like. The transcript has 8 exons. Gene Ontology annotation, molecular function: oxidoreductase activity; nucleotide binding. Gene Ontology annotation, cellular component: cytoplasm. Gene Ontology annotation, biological process: NADPH regeneration. Lineage: Eukaryota; Metazoa; Mollusca; Bivalvia; Pectinida; Pectinidae. The record is from RefSeq and is a predicted model, not a curated record. The coding region runs from base 1 to 1020 and encodes 339 amino acids.
AUGGCUUCUAGGAUAGGACUGGCUUUUUUCGGCUUGGGGAAUAUGGGAUUAGUCCAUGCCAAGAACGCCAUUUUGUCACCAAGAGCCUCUGUGAAAUGGAUCAUCCGAAAUCGCCUGGAAGAUGCCCAGAAGUUUGCGCAAGAUCUGAAUCUCAACGCACGAUGCACUACUCCUGACAAAGUGGCCGAGGUUUAUGCAGACCCCGAAGUUCAUGCCACGCUUAUCUGUUCCCCAUCAACGACACACGACCAGAUAAUUCACGACUCACUCAAUGCAGACAAAGCAGUUUUUUGUGAAAAACCGGUCACCAUUACUGAAGAAUCCACCAGGAAAUGCUACGAGCUCGCGGAGGCAAAAAAACUUCCUCUUUUCUGCGCAUUUCACAGGCAAUUCGACCCCAGCUUCAGAACCGUGUACGACAGAAUAAAAUCUGGGAAAUUGGGACGAGUUCGAUUGAUCAAGGUGACAAGUCGUGACCUAUGUCUACCGCCUCUCUCUUACCUAAAAACGUCAGGUGGAAUAAUUGCAGAUUCAACCAUCCAUGACUUAAGUUAUGUGCUAUGGUUGGGUGGUUCUAAACCAAAGACAAUAUAUGUGCAAGGAAUGAACUUCAAACCAGAACUAGCUUCUAUUCCUGACAUGGACCAGGUCCUCGUCACCAUCAAACACGAGAAUGGAACCCUCAGCCUCAUAGACAAUGGCAGACUAGCACCUUAUGGCUACGAUCAAAGACUUGAGGUUCUUUGUGAAGAAGGUUUGCUUUCAGUAGGAAAUCGUAACAGUGACCAAGUAACCGAGGCUGGACAUCAAGAGACCACAGAACCUCGCAUCUAUGACCAUUUCACCAACAGAUAUGGCCAAGCUUACAGCAACGAACUCGAACAUUUUCUAGACGUCCUUCAAGGAAAAGCGGAGUUGAGUGUGACAAAGGAUCACACUAUCGAGACGAUGCGACUGAUUCGGGCCUGUAACCAGUCAAUUGAGACCGGCCUUCCUGUUGAAUACACCGAGGAAUUUUAA